ACCAGUGAGGAGGUUUGAACUUUUGCCCUCUUGGCUGAGCAGAGACCAUGGCCGGGCCUCCUGUCAUCAUCUGGCAGCAGGAGAUUGAACGUGUGCUCCGGUACCGGGACCUGGUCCCCCGUCUGCAGGACGCCUUGGGGAAGUUCUCCCGGCGGGACGGCGCCGCGGUGCUCCAGCCUGUGCGCACCGCGGUGCCGCUGCAGAAGCACCGCGGCUUCAUGGGGCUCAUGCCCGCAUACAUGGAGGGCGACGGAGUGCUGAGCGCAAAGUUAGUCUGUUUCUACAAGAGAGAGGAAGGAUCCACUCUGCCAGCCGUUCAGGCCACCGUGGUUCUGCUGGACCCGGAACGUGGGAACGUGAAGGCUGUGAUGGAUGGGGAGGUCAUCACGGCCAUGAGGACCGCCGCCGUCUCAGCCAUCUCCGCUAAGCUGCUGAUGGCGCCGGGAGCAGAGGUUCUGGCCAUUCUGGGGACCGGCACACAGGCUCUGAGUCACUUUAACGUCUUCACCGAGAUGUUUUCUUUUAAAGAGGUUCGCGUUUGGAGCCAGACUCAGGAGAACGUCGAGAGGUUCGUCCGCUCAGCGGGAGGCGGCGUGAGAGGAUGCGGCUCGGCGGAGGAGGCGGUGAGGGGAGCAGACGUCAUAGUGACGGCGACCAGAUCCACGGAGCCGGUGCUGUACGGUCAGUGGGUCAAAGCAGGAGCACACGUGGCAGCUGUGGGAGCCUGCAGGCCAGACUGGAGGGAGCUGGAUGACAUGCUGAUGCAGAGCGCUGUGGUGUACGCGGACAGCAGGGAGGGGGCGCUGUCAGAGUCUGGUGAUGUCAUACUUUCAGGGGCUGAGGUGUUUGCAGAACUGGGAGACGUUAUCAACGGAACCAAACCUGCUGAAAGGGAGAAGACAACCGUCUUCAAGUCUCUGGGAAUGGGAGUGGAGGACGCAGUGUCUGCUCAGCUGGUGUUUGAACAGUGGACAGCGAAAGAAACCAUGAGACCUGUUCUUGAUUUCUGAUGUUUCAGCUGGAUCUUUCUGUUCACAGAGGCAGAGGGCGGUGUGUCAGAGGUUUCAGUUCAGUACGAACCAGAACUGACCAAACUGCUGCCCACUGGUCACUUUCAGCCUCUGGCCUCGGCUCUGGGACAGUCCAAAUUUGGCCCUGCACAGCUGGCAAAAAUGUCAGCACUUUUAAAAUAUUUCUAAGCCAUGUUUUCCCUGACAAAAUAAAAAUACAGUGUGGCACAACA
Molecule: messenger RNA, 1243 nt
Organism: Poeciliopsis prolifica (blackstripe livebearer)
Lineage: Eukaryota; Metazoa; Chordata; Actinopteri; Cyprinodontiformes; Poeciliidae
Gene: crym
Product: crystallin, mu
Exons: 8
Coding region: 48-1010 (320 amino acids)
Biological process (GO): thyroid hormone metabolic process
Cellular component (GO): cytoplasm
Molecular function (GO): thyroid hormone binding
Source: RefSeq, a predicted model, not a curated record